AUGGAUCAGAAAUUUAUCUAAGCAAAAAGUCUCCAAGAAAAAUUGAAUUUGAUAUGGUCUCAAGACAGGAGAUUGGCUCCACUUGAACUGGAGAACUUAUACAAGAGCAUCCAUGCAGAAACACAACAUGGUUUCUAAAUAUUGGAUAAGGCAUUGGAUCGAAAUUUUGGCGGUCUUCUUCCAGACAAGGCCUCCUAUAGCAUGGAUUAUAAUGAGGGGGUUUUUAAGAGAAUUACAGAAUCUUUGGAUAACUUGGAAAUGGUUGGACUGUAUGCAAAGUAUGUAAUACAAAAUUGUCGUGUUGAAUCACAUCGACCCUUGCUCAAGCAAUUAGGAUAUGUGGCAGAGAGGUUAAUCAGAAAGUUUAGAUAAUAGGGGACCAUUGAAGAAAAAUUGUAAUUGAAUAAAGAAAUAGUGAUUGAUUUAGUGAGUAGAUUAUGUCCUAAAGACAUGACCUACAACCCAGAGUUGCUGCAACUAAUUUUGAAGGCAUAUAAAGAUUAUAAGGACGAUGAGUUGCUGAAAAGACUAGCUGAUUCUCUGAUUUAGCAAUGCAAAGACAAUGCGAAUUAGAAUAGUGACCAUGAUUGGUUGAUGCUGAUAUCCACUAUAUUUGAUUAAGCUAUUGAAUAAUAGGGAAUCUGCCUAUAUAUAUUAUUCAAAAAAAUUGGAAGCACUAAGUUGGGUCAUAUUAUUAGUCAACAUAGAAAUUACUUUUUAAUCAAUUACUUUGAUAAUCCUGACAAAUCGGUGAAAAUAUUUAAGGGACUUAUAAAAUACAGUAUUUUAAGCGAAAAUCUCUCAAUCUUGUAGGAAGUUACAGAUAUCCUGGAAGAGCAGAUGAAGCAGAAUAGUAACUAAAGCUGUUAUCUAAUAUUAAGUGAAAUAUAUUUGGAGGUCAUUCUACCGUUAUUAUUGCCUCAAUUGCAUUAGAAUACUAGCAUUCUGGAUCUCUUAUAAGUUUAUAUGAUUGGGAUGUCAAGACGUCAAGAAUAAUUAACUGAUGAUUACAUUACGAUUAUGUGCGACAGAUUGAGACUAGUAAUUGAUUUGAGAUAGAAUGAUAGAUCGAUUUUCGAUAAAAUAUAUGGAUUUAUGAAUGCUAUUCAUAAAAAGUAUUAAAAUAAAUUACUUCACCAUGAUUCAUUUUCUAAAUUACUCCAUAUUGCUAGAGAUAAAAGUUUCGAUUAAUUUAAUUAGAUAGAUCAUCCUGUAUGGGAUUGUCAAAAGUUGAAAAAUUUGAACUUUGAUGACUCUUUGUAUGACAGACCCAAUCAUGACAAUUAUGUGGGAUUGGAGAACCUUACCAACACUUGUUUUAUGAAUAGUAUAUUGCAAGCUCUUUACAUGACUGAUAGAUUUAGGUAAUUCAUUUUAAUAAACUCAAUACCUGAAGCCAAACAAUACAAUGCCCUAAGAAAAUUGUUUAUGUUAUUGAAUUUUUAAUAGUCUGGAUUUUGUUCACCCUAUGAAUUAAAGAGAUUGCUUAGAGCUCCAUAUUGCAAUUCAAAUGACCAACAGGAUGUUGGAGAAUUUGCACAUCAUUUUUUAGAAGAUCUCCUUAAAUACAUUCCAAAAGAAUAAUAGGAGAUAUUGGAGAGAAUCUUCUUUGGAACGCAUAGAUCAGUUAUUGAAUGUCCGAAUUGUGAUGUUUCAUUUGGCCAGAUUGAAAAGUUUUUGGGAAUUGAUUUGCAUCUAAAUAAAUAUACUGAAUUGAAGGACAUGAUUGCAUAGGUCUACGAAGAGGAGAAAAUUGAAUUUACGUGUGAGAAGUGUUAGCGAAAAUCAAAUGACAUAAAAAAAUCUAUAUAAUUGAAUGAUUUACCCCCUGUCUUAUUUAUGACCAUUUAAAGAUUUUAAUAUGAUGCUCAAUCGCAAUAAAUGACUAAGAUCCUGGCCAAGGUACCUCUCAGGUUUUUAAUUGACAUGAGAGAAGUAUUCCAACAACAACAUCUGGAUGCCAUGGAUAGUUAAUAUAUUUUAUACGCAUUCAUCGUUCAUUUAGGAAAAAACAGUUACUCAGGUCAUUAUUCUUGCUAUGCAAGAUCUAUGUCUAAACCAGAAACUUGGAUUUGCUUUGAUGAUGCUCAGAUUAAUAAAUAUGAACUAUCAAGUGAAGAUCUAAAUUCGUAAUUGAUUGAUGAAGAGACUCCAUAUUUACUCUUCUACAAAAAUAAAUCUGGUCACUAUUUAAGUAUCAAUAAAUGA
This is a messenger RNA of Paramecium tetraurelia, 2208 nucleotides long. RefSeq lists its product as uncharacterized. Lineage: Eukaryota; Ciliophora; Oligohymenophorea; Peniculida; Parameciidae. Gene Ontology annotation, molecular function: cysteine-type endopeptidase activity; cysteine-type deubiquitinase activity. The record is from RefSeq and is a predicted model, not a curated record. Gene Ontology annotation, cellular component: nucleus; cytosol. Gene Ontology annotation, biological process: regulation of protein stability; protein deubiquitination. The transcript is spliced from 3 exons.